This is a messenger RNA of Myotis davidii, 1081 nucleotides long. RefSeq names its product 17-beta-hydroxysteroid dehydrogenase type 6-like. Bases 449 to 880 code for a protein of 143 amino acids. The record is from RefSeq and is a predicted model, not a curated record. Lineage: Eukaryota; Metazoa; Chordata; Mammalia; Chiroptera; Vespertilionidae. The transcript has 2 exons.
UAACUCUCCUCCCCUCCAGGGCCAGACCUUCACACCUAAAGGCAGGGCUGCAUCUCAGAAUGUUUGGAUCCACACUCCAGGACGUGGGGCCGCGUACCUAUAAAGCUGGAAAUGAGCUUGCACAGCUAACCCUCACUCCAUACCCUUUCCAGAGCCCCUUUUCAUUUAUGAUGCAAACCCCUCUUUAGGGACCCACACAAGUAAUAGAAGGGGGAUGUUUUGCUUUUGACAGAAGUCUCCACUAAGACUCUGUGGAGCCACCAGGGGGCGCGUGUCGCUGUUCCAGCUCUCAUGUUGCUCAAGCUGUGGUGCUCUGGAGGCUGGCCAACCUAUCCGCCCUUGCAUUUCCUGUUAAACAUCUACUGCAGAGAGUCGCUGCGGUGAGACUCGGUCUCUGGGUUGGUCUGAAGGAUUUCUCGUUCUGGCCCCUGUAGCUCCCAGGAAAGCCAUGUGGCUGUACCUGGCAAUCCUCGUGGGCCUGUACUACCUUCUGCGCUGGUACCGGGAGCGACAGGUGGUGAGCCACCUGCGAGACAAGUAUGUCUUCAUCACGGGCUGUGACUCGGGCUUCGGGAACCUGCUGGCCAGGCAGCUGGACCUACGAGGCUUGAGGGUGCUGGCUGCAUGUCUCACAGAAAAGGGGGCUGAGCAGCUGAGGGGCAAGACGUCGGACAGGCUGGAGACGGUGAUCCUGGAUGUCACCAGCACAGAGAGCAUCGCUGCGGCCACCGAGUGGGUGAAGGAGCGCACAGGGGACAGAGGUAUCACACAGGUUUCUCAAAUCUGUUUCUUCUCUCCUGUCAAGGGAAGACCCCUUGCUACCUGGGGUUUUCUAGGACUCGAAAUCCCAUUAGCGCUCUUCACCUCACCAGCAUACUAGCUGAACAUCUUCUCCGUCCACUGCCCUAGUCUCUGAGUUUGGAGCUCUGUAGCUUGGGGAGAGUCCGUGCUGAUGAGAACUCAUCCCUGCAGAAUUCUUGUCUAUGGUUCUGAAUUUCUAGAUGCUGAGUGCCCCUGGGAGAUGAGGGCCACGUUCUGGAGGCGGGUGGAGUAGGGGGCACUAGCCUGAAGCGUAAAUGGG